Molecule: messenger RNA, 1758 nt
Organism: Tarenaya hassleriana
Lineage: Eukaryota; Viridiplantae; Streptophyta; Magnoliopsida; Brassicales; Cleomaceae
Product: ribonucleoside-diphosphate reductase small chain A
Exons: 10
Coding region: 266-1318 (350 amino acids)
Biological process (GO): deoxyribonucleotide biosynthetic process
Molecular function (GO): oxidoreductase activity
Source: RefSeq, a predicted model, not a curated record
UAGCUCCUGAAACGGUAUCUCGCUAGGAAAAUCCUACUGUUACCUUCUUUGAAUCGACUCAUCGAAAAAGCCGACGCGACAUCACGAAAGAGAUUAGCUUUCGCCAUCAGAAGAGACAAAAUUGCAAGCCCAUUUGUGUUGCCUUGUCUGGUCGGUUAUUAGGGUUUUGUGUUAGGGCUUUUCUCUUAUCCUCUGUUUCUCGACCUCAAAACCCUCAAACGGAUAGAGAGAGAGAAAGGGAGGGAGGGAGAGAGAAAUCCACGAUAUGGGUUCCGCGACGAACGGGAAAAGAGACAUGGAGGAGGAGCCGAUUUUGACGGAACAGAACCAGAGAUUCUGUAUGUUUCCCGUCAGAUACAAGCAGCUUUGGGAGAUGUACAAGAAGGCUGAAGCCAGUUUCUGGACUGCUGAGGAGGUGGAUCUCUCUCAGGAUACUCAACAUUGGGAAACCUUAUCAGAUUCAGAGAAACACUUCGUUAGCCAUGUAUUAGCCUUUUUUGCUGCAUCAGAUGGGAUAGUUUUGGAGAAUUUGGCUGCUAGAUUUUUGAAUGAUGUUCAAGUCCCCGAGGCUCGUGCAUUCUAUGGGUUUCAAAUCGCCAUGGAGAACAUACAUUCUGAGAUGUACAGCUUACUUCUGGAGACAUAUAUCAAGGAUACAAAGGAGAAGCAUAGAUUGUUCAAUGCCAUUGAGACCGUUCCUUGCGUGUCCAAGAAGGCAAAAUGGACUUUAGAUUGGAUACAAAGAUACAAGCAGCUUUGGGAGAUGUACAAGAAGGCUGAAGCCAGUUUCUGGACUGCGAAUUGUGAAUGCUGUAAGGGAACUCGUGUCGAAGGAAUCUUCUUCUCUGGAAGCUUUUGUGCCAUUUUCUGGCUUAAAAAGAGGGGUCUCAUGCCGGGAUUGACGUUCUCAAAUGAGCUUAUAUCGAGAGAUGAGGGCCUCCACUGUGACUUUGCUUGUCUUCUAUACAGUUUGCUUCGGGAGCAACUUCCUCAGGAAAAAGUUCACGACAUUGUUCACGAAGCCGUGGAAAUCGAGACAGAGUUUGUCUGCGAGGCUCUUCCAUGUGAUCUGAUCGGGAUGAAUUCAAACCUCAUGAGCCAAUACAUAAAAUUUGUCGCGGACCGUCUUCUGGUGGCAUUGGGCUGCGAAAGGAGGUACAAUGUUGAAAACCCGUUUGAUUGGAUGGAGUUCAUAUCGCUGCAAGGAAAAACGAACUUUUUCGAGAAGAGGGUGGGUGAAUACCAGAAGGCAUCUGUAAUGUCGAGCCUCCAAAACGGCAGUAAAAACUACGAGUUCAAGAUCGACGAAGACUUCUGAAACUGUUGUUGAAAACCAAUCAAAAGGGAUCGUCAGAUUCUUUGUUGAGGGAACUCUCUCUAUAUUCUUUAUCCAGAAACAGAGAGAAUAGAAUCUAUUCAGAAAUGUAAGAGGUAGAUGCAAUAUUCGGUCCAAAGUUUAGGCAUAGCGGCGGCCAUUAUUAUGUUCUUCAUCUUGGCAUGGCUUAUGCCUUGUUGAAGUAUAUGUAUUAUUACAUCUUUUUAUCAUGUCAUAAUGCAUGAGUAAGUACACAUGCAGCACUCUGUUCUGAUGAUAUAUUUAAGAGACAUUUUGCAGGAACACCACCUGAUGCACGUGGUCGGGUGGUGGAUCUGUGAAUGGUAGCAGGUGUAGGUUUGAUUCCCCCCUUGUAUUAUAAUACAAACAUGAUCAGAUUCGGUCCUUGUCUUAUUCUAUAUUGGGUCUCAUGAUUGUUACAA